This is a messenger RNA of Jatropha curcas, 2008 nucleotides long. RefSeq names its product protein JINGUBANG. The record is from RefSeq and is a predicted model, not a curated record. NCBI's taxonomy places the organism in Eukaryota, Viridiplantae, Streptophyta, Magnoliopsida, Malpighiales, Euphorbiaceae. Gene Ontology annotation, molecular function: protein binding.
CAGCCACGAGGAACAUUGUUGUAACCCGUGAAAAUUAUUCAAUCCACGUGGCAUAACAUCAUCCCAAACCACAAGAUGGUUAGUUUUGAUUGAUGAUUACUGUCCUUAAAAAAAAUUUUCCAGUAAUAUUAAAAAUAAUAACAAAAUCUUUAAUAAUGGGUCGUUGGGUAGUUUCAGUGUCGUUUUUACCCAAAGACCAUCUGUUCCCUUCUUUGGCUUUCUUGUUCUUUUCUUUACUUUCCGUUCCCUUCCUUUCCGGUUUCCCACUUUAUUCCUUAUUGUUAUCUGUUACGGAUUCAAUUUUUAGUUUGCUGUAUUGUUGUUCUUCGUUAACGUUGUUAUUCAAGAUUAAUAGGAAUAUAAAUUCUUCAAUGAAGGGGACGACGAUAAGGAAAAGAAACAAAGCAGCGGUUGAUCGUUUAUUCUCCCAUCAGGAGAAAAGCGUCACCGGCCCCUGCAACUAUGGACACCGUGUCAUUAACUCAGAAGGUGACGGUUCCAAUGUUUUAAGCGGCCAAGAUUUUUCUUUCUUUGAUUUCAACUUAGGUUCUUUUGCUAAUGAUUUUCCUUCAUCCCCGCUAAGUAAGUCGCCAUGGUCGUCUCAUUUUAACCUAGACUUUGAAGGGAAAGAAAAAGAAAAAGGUGAUCGCCAAAUAAUAAAAGUGAUUUCUUCUAACGUGCUAAUGGGGUCAUUAAUACGUGAAGAAGGACAUGUAUAUUCAAUGGCGGCUUCCGGCGAUGUUUUAUAUACAGGUUCUGACAGCAAAAACAUUCGGGUAUGGAAAAACCAGAAGGAAUUUUGUGGGUUUAAAUCAAAUAGCGGGUUGGUGAAAGCAAUAGUAAUAGCAGGAGGUAAAGUAUUUACAGGACAUCAAGAUGGGAAAAUUAGGGUAUGGAAUAUAUCAUCCAAGAAUCCAAAGAUUCACAAACGAAUUGGAACACUACCAAAAUUUAAAGAUUUUGUUAAAAGUUCAAUAAAACCAAGUAAUUACGUCGAAGUUAGACGCAAUAAAAAUAGAGUUUGGCUUAGACAUUUUGAUGCCAUUUCAUGUUUAAGCUUAAACGAAGAUAAAACACUUCUUUACUCAUCUUCUUGGGACAAGACAUUCAAAGUAUGGAGAAUUUCAGACUUGAAAUGCCUCGAAUCAGUAAUCGCUCACGAUGAUGCUAUUAACUCUAUUAUAGCAGGAUUUGAUGGUUUAGUCUUUACAGGCUCAGCAGAUGGAAAGAUAAAAGUUUGGCGAAGAGAAUUACUAGGGAAAGGAACAAAACAUUUCUUUUCACAGACAUUACUAAAACAAGAAUAUGCAGUUACAACAAUGGCAGUAAACCCUGAAGCAACAAUCAUUUACAGUGGUUCAUCAGAUGGGUUAGUUAACUAUUGGGAAAGGGAAAAAAAUCUUUCACAUGGCGGUGUUUUAAGAGGUCAUAAAUUAGCUGUUCUUUGUUUAGUAACAGCAGGAAGUCUUGUUUUUAGCGGAUCAGCGGAUAUGGGAAUUUGCGUUUGGCGAAGAUUAGGGAGUGAUCAUGUAUGUUUAUCGUUGUUAAAUGGACAUACAGGACCUGUUAAGUGUUUGGCAGUAGUUGGGAAAGAUCACGAAUCAAUCUCCGGCGGAAAACGUUGGAUUUUAUAUAGCGGUAGUCUUGAUAAAUCGGUGAAUAUAUGGCAGGUAUUGGAAAAUGCUCCACCUGUGGCUUGGAAUGGGUGUGCUAGUUCCAUGCCAGUAUCUCUACCAGCAGCUCCAAGCACUAGUCAUGAAAGAAUGAGGCAUUUAAGACAUUAGAGAUGGGAAAAAAAGGGCUUUUUUAUUUUUUUAAUUUCUUCCCUGUGAUGGAUACAUGUGCAUAUGUGCUAGUCUUGCAUGUCUUAUUUUUACGAGGGAUUGAUGGUUCAUCUUUGUGUAAUUGUGACAGUGAGGGUAAUUAUUAAUUAAACAGGGCAAAUUGUAAUGCAUAGGGCAUAUGAGUAAGUGAAUUGAAUUUUUAACAAGAUUGUUCGUGUUAUUUC